Messenger RNA from Ctenopharyngodon idella (grass carp), 795 nucleotides. RefSeq names its product ubiquitin-fold modifier conjugating enzyme 1 (gene ufc1). Gene Ontology annotation, cellular component: cytoplasm. The record is from RefSeq and is a predicted model, not a curated record. The coding region runs from base 53 to 556 and encodes 167 amino acids. Gene Ontology annotation, biological process: protein K69-linked ufmylation. Gene Ontology annotation, molecular function: UFM1 conjugating enzyme activity. The transcript has 6 exons. NCBI's taxonomy places the organism in Eukaryota, Metazoa, Chordata, Actinopteri, Cypriniformes, Xenocyprididae.
AUCCGACUCAUAAGAACGAUUCUUUUACGAAUCGGACAUCGCUACUGUCAACAUGGCAGAUGAAGCCACCAGGAAGGUAGUUUCUGAAAUACCGCUUUUAAAAACAAAUUCAGGACCAAGAGACAAAGAACUAUGGGUUCAGAGACUUCGAGAAGAAUAUUUAGCUCUUAUAAAGUAUGUUGAAAAUAACAAAGCAUCUGACAAUGAUUGGUUCCGUUUAGAGUCCAACAAAGAGGGCACAAGGUGGUUUGGAAAAUGCUGGUAUAUCCACGAGCUUCUAAAAUAUGAAUUUGACAUGGAAUUUGAUAUUCCAGUUACAUAUCCCGCCACAGCACCUGAAGUGGCCAUUCCUGAGUUAGAUGGGAAGACAGCGAAGAUGUACAGAGGUGGGAAAAUCUGCCUGACAGAUCACUUCAAGCCACUGUGGGCAAGAAAUGUGCCAAAGUUUGGUCUGGCUCAUCUAAUGGCUUUGGGACUUGGACCAUGGCUCGCAGUUGAGAUUCCAGACCUCAUUGAAAAAGGCAUAAUUCAACAUAAAGAGCAGCAAAACAGCUGAAAGUAGCAGUAGCAUCCUUUGCAUUUCACCAUGUCUUAACAAUGCAAACACAAAUGAGGUUUUAACAGGUUUUUUCAAAAUCAUGGCUACCUAGCAACUGUGUACUUCACUUCAUCUGUUUUUUUUUCCUCUCUUUUUUUUUGUUGUAGACCCAUACUUUUCAGGUUUAUAAUGCCUGUUCAAUGGAAUGUGUAUGUAUUCAUUCAUCAGUAAAGGCUGGUACAUAAAUGUUAAAAAAA